AUGUCCACGACUUCCGGCGAUAUUGACACUGCCCGCGAGACGAACGUCACCGCAAACAAAGAAGCCAACUCAAACCCCGAAGAGCCAAGCACGGCUGCAACAGUCAGCGCGGAGCAGAAGGCGGAAGAGGCGAAAAUCGCGGAUGACAACCUAUUUCAACCUCUGGGGGAGCAGCAGGAGACGGACGCCUUCCAGUGUGGACGGUGCAAACUGUGGAGAUGCAAAUACAGGACGGAACAGACGAGGAGUGCAGUCGAGCUGAUGACGGCAAGUUACACUACAUUUGUGACAUGCAUGAACUGCAACCAUCGCUGGAUGUUCCGAUGA
Peniophora sp. CBMAI 1063 is the source of this 327-nucleotide messenger RNA. Lineage: Eukaryota; Fungi; Basidiomycota; Agaricomycetes; Russulales; Peniophoraceae. The record is from the annotation of a GenBank genome assembly.